This is a messenger RNA of Oncorhynchus kisutch (coho salmon), 2460 nucleotides long. RefSeq names its product ras-related and estrogen-regulated growth inhibitor-like protein. Gene Ontology annotation, molecular function: GTP binding; GTPase activity. The record is from RefSeq and is a predicted model, not a curated record. NCBI's taxonomy places the organism in Eukaryota, Metazoa, Chordata, Actinopteri, Salmoniformes, Salmonidae. The coding region runs from base 368 to 985 and encodes 205 amino acids. The transcript is spliced from 5 exons.
AGCAUGCCUCUGAUGUCCGUGUCUCACUCACUUCAACCAAUGUGUUCGUCAUAGUGACGUUGUGAUCGAGCUGCUCCUCUCUCCCGCUCUCUCGGUUCAGAACAGCGCGUGCCUCAGAACCCUGAGAUAAACGGCUGUACGGCAGCGCCGGUACCGAGACGCCGCUCCAACAGAUCAACACUUGAAUAGAGCGACAGAGUGGAAACGGUCAAACCACUAUGGAUGCGUUCUGCUCAAAAAAUUUUUUUAACUCUUCUUUUGGGGGUAGUGUAAUGUAGACUUCAAGGGAUUGAUUGUUGUUAUUUUUCUUUGAUGUGUAAACUUUAACAACCACUUUUUAAAUCGUAAGGGAAUCAAAACCGCAAUAAUGAAUGAUAUUAAACUUGCAGUUUUGGGAGGCGAAGGAGUCGGGAAAUCAGCUCUCAUCGUUCGAUUCCUGACGAGGCGAUUUAUCGGCGAAUAUGCCUCAUCAUCAGAAUGCAUAUACAGGAAGCAUCUGUCUAUUGAUGGUAGACAGCUGAAUCUAGAACUCUAUGAUCCAUGCUCACAGGCCUGUGAGGGGAAGUCGACUCUGACCGACCAGAUCCACUGGGCUGAUGGCUUCGUAGUGGUCUAUGACAUCAGUGACCGCUCCUCCUUCAUCAAGGCUAAAGCCAUAGUACACCUGAUCAGAGAGUUAAACCUGGGAGUGGCCAAAAGGGAUGCAGACACUCUGGUGUUCCUGGUGGGUAACAAGCAGGACCUGUGCCACGUGAGGGAGGUGCGUCGAGAGGAAGGCCAGCGUCUGGCAGCCGAGUCCCAGACACAGUUCUACGAGCUCUCUGCAGCAGAACACUACCAGGAAGUGGUCCUCAUGUUCUCGAAGAUGGUCCACAAUGCCAGCCUUGGGGGCAAGGCCAAGGAGAGGAGACGGAGACCUAGUGGCUCCAAGUCCAUGGCCAAACUCAUCAAUAAUGUCUUCGGGAAGCGGAGGAAAUCAGUGUGAAAGGGGAGAUGGGAAAGGUCAAGUGUUUACCCCAGGCCUAAAGAAGCCUUGUUACUUCGUUACUCCCCUUGGGACUGUUGUUGAAUGGUGAAAGGGAUUGUGGGAAAAGGUCGAUCACGUUGAAUGGACCCACCACCAACAACAACAUGGGCUUCACCUACUUUACUUGCUGUUGCUAUUAUUAUUGUUGAUCAUGAAAAGUGUCAAUAAUAAUUAGACCCCCCCCACCAACCUCCACUCCUCUGGUUGCCAGCCACCAAGGGACAGCUCUAUGUGGUAUAAAUGGUUCUACACUUAGAACAGAGCUUAUUGGACUGAUAGGACUGCUGCUGCUUACAGACUUUCUGACUCGUGCUUACCAUACUCUCUACUGUGUGUGUGUGUAAAUGACACCACAGGGAGACUCCAUUAUUAGCUAUGUAGAGAAAAUGAUAGCACAGGGAGACUCCAUUAUUAGCUAUGUUGAGUAUAUGAUACCACGGAGACUCCAUUAUUAGCUAUGUAAAGUAUAUCACCACAUGGGGAGACUCCAUUAUUAUCUAUGUAAAAUAAAUAACACCACAGGGAGACUCCAUUAUUAGCUAUGUAAAGUCAAUGAUAGCACAGGGAGACUCCAUUAUUAGCUAUGUAAAGUAAAUGACACCACAGGGAGACUCCAUUAUUAGCUAUGUAAAGUAAAUGACACCACAGGGAGACUCCAUUAUUAUCUAUGUAAAGUAAAUUAUACCAUAGGGAGACUCCAUUAUUAGCUAUAUAAAAUAAAUGAUACCACGGGGAGACUCCAUUAGUUGUUAUGUAAAGUAAAUGAUACCACAGGGAGACUCCAUUAUUAGCUAUGUAAAGUAAAUGACACCACGGGGAGACUCCAUUAUUAUCUAUGUAAAGUAAAUGAUACCACAGGGAGACUCCAUUAUUAGCUAUGUAAAGUAAAUGAUACCACAGGGAGACUCCAUUAGUUGUUAUGUAAAGUAAAUGAUACCACAGGGAGACUCCAUUAGUUGUUAUGUAAAGUAAAUGAUACCACAGGGAGACUCCAUUAGUUGUUAUGUAAAGUAAAUUAUACCACGGGGAGACUCCAUUACUGGCCCUAAUGCCUCUACUGCUCAAGGCAUGCCACAGUCACAGAAACAGUCCAUGUUUCAUACAUAUUUCAUUAUGACUCAAGUGCAUCCCAAAUAGCACCCUAAUAUAUAAUGCACUAUGUUUGACCGGAGCCCUAUGGGCCCUUAUCGAAAGUAGUGCACUAAAUAGGGAACAGGGUGCCAUUUGGGAUGCCGCCUGAAUACCGCUACUGAAGAGAGCCAGCAGUUUAUUGGCAUGGAGGUUGUUUUUGGGGGGGAAAUUCUUUUCUGUGGUUACUGUGGUUUCCAGGGAAAGGUAAUGUAUCAUAAAAUAAUGAAUGUUUGUCUGUUUAGUUCCAUCUUCAUGUUGUUAAUUGUUCCCUGGAUUAAAGUCUGAAUUAUAAACUCAUAAAA